AUGUCACGCUCGUCGUCUUCGUCGUCUCAAUCCAAGGCCUCAUCUGCCUUUUCAGGAACGACGCAAGGCAAGAUCAUUGAGUUAGUUGGUGAUAGCUGCUGGUUUUGCGGAAGUAUUCCGGUCGACGCGUGCCAUGUUAUUGCUCAGAAGGACCCAGGUCUUUCAACGAUCAUAGAGCAAAAGCUGUUGUUGACAUCCCUCAGGGACGUCGAAAAUGGCAUCGGUCUCUGCCCAACAUGUCACAACAAUUUCGAUACCACCCCAGACCCACGACUCGUCAUCGUACCAACCGAUUUAGACUUCUUCAUCAACUUCGAAGAAAAAGACUACCGAGAACGAACGCUCGCAGCCAACGGAGGAUUCUCCGUCCCCCGCCAAUGCCCUACAAAAGACCAAUACAAAGACCACCAAACAGCAAAUGGAACAAUCCUAGAAGGGAGCGGCUUAUACGAACCAUACAUCCUGGUCAGAUUCUACGCAAGCGGAUUCGAGCCAGACCUCUCCCCGAGACCAUGGCACGGCCAACCAGUGCACAUAAUCCGGCGCGCGUUUAUCGCGCUUGGAUCCCUGAAUUACCGCAAGUUGCCGGGCGACGUGUCAAACAAGCUUCGCACGUUGCUGGAGCUUUAUACGCGACCGCCGCCGCCCAUGCAGGAACCUGAUGUGGCUGCAGGACAGGAGAAGCCGGGGAAAUUGCUCCGCUCUAAUGAUGACUUGGACACAUCUACCGCAAAGAGGGAGCUGAGUGGACCACAGGCGUUUUUAAGUGGUGUUAGAUUGGAGCGGAGGGGGCGUGAGUCGCAAGGGCAUACUGAUCAUAGUAUGUCGGCCUUUACACUUGGGCCUGAGUGUACGGCCCUAGAUGCUAUAACCAUGGUUAUGUCACGUCGCCAGCGAGUUCUAUAA
Molecule: messenger RNA, 906 nt
Organism: Aspergillus glaucus CBS 516.65
Lineage: Eukaryota; Fungi; Ascomycota; Eurotiomycetes; Eurotiales; Aspergillaceae
Exons: 2
Coding region: 1-906 (301 amino acids)
Source: RefSeq, a predicted model, not a curated record